AUGCUCAUCAAUCGCGACUAUUGGCGGACGGUCCCUGGACCUAAGCUCUUGCACCUGAUUACAGCGGUUUCGGCCAUUGCCAUAUCGUAUGAAGGCAUGAGCCAGGGUGUAAUGGGCGCUGUUCAAAAUGCACCCGAAUUCGGACGACGCAUGGGCUUUGCCGACGAGGAUGGCAAUAUCACCAAACCCUCACUUCAAGGCGGUAUAGUAGCAAUGUACUACUUUGGAUCUCUUCUCGGGGCCUUCUGGGCCGGCGUCAUCCUGCAAACGUCCACCACCAAUCUUGCCCAUAUGCUCGUUGCCCGUAUUGUUGCUGGAGUUGGAGUCGCCUUUAUCAUUGUUAUUGCACCAGCCUGGACCGCAGAGCUGGCUCCUGCGGCACACAGAGGCAAGAUGAUCGCACUGACCUUUUUGGCAAACUUCUCCGGCAUUGCCCUAUCGUCUUGGAUUGGGUUCGCCACUUCUUUCACCGAGUUGGGAGGCGGUGCUUUCCGAUGGCGGUUCUGCUUUGCAUGCCAGGCACUCCCACUAUUCUUCCUGGUCUACUUUACCUUCCUUAUUCCUGAGUCUCCUCGAUGGCUUGUCAAGGCCGGCCGCACAGACGAAGCUUUCGAAAUCAUCACGCGCCUUCGUGGAGACGGUGAUGCGGAACACCCUGACGUUCAACGGGAAAUCAAAGAGAUUGUGACGGUUGUUCAUAUGGAAGAAGAGUCUCAAUCAACCAACUAUAUAAAGAUGCUAUUCGGUAUCGGAUCAGGCGACAUUCAUCUAGGCCGCCGUAUUCAGCUUGCGUUCUGGCUCCAGGUCUUGAUGCAGUACGGAACCGGCAUCGCAGCAGUCGUCAUUUACUCCGGCACAAUCUACAAGACUGCCGGCUUCGGUGGUGUGAAGAUUGGUUGGCUCAGCGCUUUGUGCAUGAUGGUGGGAAUUCUCGGCACCGGAAUUGCAGCUCUCACUCUUGAUCGUGUGGGCCGCCGACGGACUCUUUACUGGGGCGCUGUCGUCCUCAGUAUCAUUCUGUUCAUUAUCGGUGCGCUUUAUCGCGGCGCAAUCGAUCACCCUGAUCAAGCACAACAGUACGGCACGGCAGCGGCGUCCAUGGUCUUCGUUUACGUUCUCGUCUUUUCGAGCUCUUGGUUGAUGAUACCUUUCAUCUAUCCAACGGAGAUCUUCCCCACAUGGCUCCGUGCAAAGGGUAACGCCUUUGGUGUUGCAGGCUGGGCCAUCGGCUUCGGUGGUGGCAGUCUUCUGGUUCCGGUCAUGUUCGACGGUAUUGGCGAAAAGACAUUCUACGUCUUCGGCGCCGCCAUGCUCUGCUAUAUCCCCAUCAUUUACUGUUUCUUUCCAGAGACAGCCGGUCGCACCCUGGAGCAAAUCGACUUCCUGUUCGCGUCAAAGAGUAUCUUCACUUGGAAUGAAGAGAAGGAAUUCGCCAAGCGAAUGGCCCAGUUUGAGACCCAAAUCAGUAAGAUGGAGUACGACGGGACUGCAGGACAAGGGGGCAAGAUGCAUUUGAGAGAAAUUGAAGGUAACCACGGGAUGGGCGUGACCGGUGGUGAGAAGGGUGCUAGUACUUUGGUCGAAGGUCAACAUGCGGUGUAG
Messenger RNA from Exophiala xenobiotica, 1602 nucleotides. RefSeq lists its product as uncharacterized. Gene Ontology annotation, molecular function: carbohydrate:proton symporter activity. The transcript is spliced from 3 exons. Bases 1 to 1602 code for a protein of 533 amino acids. The record is from RefSeq and is a predicted model, not a curated record. Gene Ontology annotation, cellular component: membrane. Gene Ontology annotation, biological process: carbohydrate transport; transmembrane transport. Lineage: Eukaryota; Fungi; Ascomycota; Eurotiomycetes; Chaetothyriales; Herpotrichiellaceae.